Molecule: messenger RNA, 1780 nt
Organism: Emericellopsis atlantica
Lineage: Eukaryota; Fungi; Ascomycota; Sordariomycetes; Hypocreales; Bionectriaceae
Exons: 3
Coding region: 232-1707 (491 amino acids)
Source: RefSeq, a predicted model, not a curated record
ACGGGUAAUCAAUUAAUUAAUGAUCAGCAAUUCAAUAACGCAGUUUUGAAUAUCCAACUCCAGCGCUUCCAGCGACAAGGUCUUAUAAACGAGGGCUGCAGAGCUGUGAUUACCUUGGUGACGACUCUUCUUUCCGCCUGUAGCACCGGCGCUGUCAUCAGCGUGACUGCCCAAAAUCCAUGCUGCUUGUUGACUCCUUCUCACAUCUCACCUUAUGCCUUGAGCUGCAGGAUGUCUGCGACAAAAAGAGCACUGCCAUGGUUGUCGCUUACUCGGCGAUGCGUCAUACGCCGCACACCUCGUGAGACGGUACACAGCAGGCGGUUUUCCUCGUCAAGAUUGAGCAAUGCUCCGGCCCCGGCGCUGGCCGUUGCUAACUUUCCUGCCUCUUCUCAAGUCGAUGCAUCAGCCAUCGGGGAUCUGCUCACUCUACUCAAAAGCCAGACCUCGAGUCAUAGCGGUCAUGACGCCGCCCUCGUUCUGGCAACUCCCGGCUUCACCAAGUUCGCUGCGGAUGAUGACAUCUGCAAGGCCUUGGCGCAGAACCUCGCCCCAAGCACAGACAAAGUCGAUCAGUUUAAUUUGCUGUUUGGUAUAGUUGACGCGGUGGCAUGCGCGCCACAUACCCGCCGAGACUGUGAGGGUGUCGCUCUCAUGCGAGGCUCCUUGAACAGCUGCUGCCCACAGCUGUGGGAAUCAUCAGGAGCCCGGACACCGGACAACAAGCAUGAUAUGGGCUCAAUUGGCUUCCAUUUGGAGGGUGUUUCGGCAGUCACCAUGCCUCUGGCUCGCACCACGUUCCGCAAUGGGCUUUCAUCGACUUUGGUCGCACUGCGAUACCAGCUUGGCUCAGAUGGACCGAAGCUCAUUGAGCGCAGAAGCGUUCUCAGCAGGGAUGUACUACUACCCAGGACGGAGCUUGCUACGGAGGAUGAUCGGCACUUACGCUUGCCUCUCCAAGCCGUCACACCCCCGAGGAAGAUUGCCGAGAGCUUUGGCAAUAUUUUGCGUCGCGUGGAAGUGAACGGCAAGUCUGUUCCGGCGUCGACGGAACUUGAAAAGGCCAUCAACAGUUCCCAAGAUCAUAUCGACGCCCGCAAUAGCCGGAGCGAUGGUGGAUUCCCCGGCAUAUGGGCGAUGGUCAGUCCUGCCUCUCGCGGGGGAGUUGGGGAGCACCCAUGGACCGUCGAUUCGAGGACUGUGGAUGCCGGCACCAAAAAGCCCGUGCGGCUUGAAACCAUCCAACAAGGCCUUCAGAAUGGCGGCCGUCUAUUCAAAUUAUUGAGCGGAGGUGGUGGUUGGGGCGACAAGGCAGGCCUCCUAUCUCUCGACCCGGAUACCUCACCGCUGCCGCCUACGGAAGAGGAGCAAUUCGCCAAUCUAUUUGGCUCUGACGAUGGGACCAGUAGCUUUGCGCCAGUGGGAGCUGAGGUUCAGUUCUUCAUGCCCGACGCGGGCUCAUAUUCAGAUCCUGCCGUUGCCGUCGGCGCCGACCUAUCUCACGCCUUUACGUUUGGUGUUGUCGAUGAUUUGCCGCCGCCUGAACUGAGGGAUGACAAUGGGUCCGAGAUUCAGAUAACCCAAGGUGUAUUCGGCGUAUCGUCAGAACAAGGGUUCUUUGUCGCAGAUCCCAAAGGCCAACCUUUCAAGGUCAACAUGCCUGGUUCCCUGCUCAAUCUGCCCUAUGGAGCUCAAGACAGCUCUUGAAGAUGCCAUGUAAAGGCGCCACACAUCAAUGUGUGUGUAUAUAUCUAUGUAUCAAUGUAAUAUGUACAAGGUC